Molecule: messenger RNA, 1873 nt
Organism: Eleginops maclovinus (Patagonian blennie)
Lineage: Eukaryota; Metazoa; Chordata; Actinopteri; Perciformes; Eleginopidae
Gene: pax9
Product: paired box 9
Exons: 4
Coding region: 148-1164 (338 amino acids)
Biological process (GO): regulation of transcription by RNA polymerase II; anatomical structure development
Molecular function (GO): RNA polymerase II cis-regulatory region sequence-specific DNA binding; DNA-binding transcription factor activity, RNA polymerase II-specific
Source: RefSeq, a predicted model, not a curated record
AUCGAGCAUUUUGUCCCUCUUGUUCCUUAUCGCGCAAGAAGAUUUUCUUGGACGCGGUUUUGGACAGUGGACACGCUGGACGCGGAGCAGGAUCCACGCAGGAGGAACAACCCGGACACCGUGUUCUUCCUUUGCGGCUUUAACACGAUGGAGCCUGCCUUCGGUGAGGUGAACCAACUCGGCGGUGUUUUCGUAAACGGCAGGCCGCUUCCCAACGCGAUCCGGCUCCGGAUAGUGGAGCUGGCCCAGCUCGGGAUACGGCCCUGUGACAUCAGCCGGCAACUGCGGGUGUCCCACGGCUGCGUAAGCAAGAUCCUGGCCCGCUACAACGAAACCGGCUCCAUCCUCCCGGGGGCCAUCGGAGGCAGCAAGCCGCGGGUCACCACGCCCACCGUGGUCAAACACAUACGGACAUACAAGCAGAGGGACCCCGGGAUUUUUGCCUGGGAGAUCCGGGACAGGCUACUCGCCGACGGGGUUUGCGACAAGUUCAAUCUGCCGUCAGUGAGCUCCAUCAGCCGGAUCCUCCGCAACAAGAUCGGUAAUCUGUCCCAGCAGAGCCAGUACGAGUCGGGCAAGCAAGGGCCUCACCCCCCUCCACAGCCAACGAUACCCUACAACCACUUAUACUCAUACCCGACUUCAAAAGUGCCCACUCCCCCCGGCAUGCCCACCCUACCCGGACACAUGGCCAUGCACAGGAUAUGGCCUUCCUCGCACUCUGUCACAGAUAUACUGGGGAUACGGUCUAUUACAGAGCAACAAAUUAGUGACAGUCCAUCCUUUUCCAGCACCAAACUAGAAGAAUGGAGCGCUAUUAACAGGACACAUUUCCCACCAGCAAACUCUCCACUAGUCAAUGGCAUGGAUAAACCGCAUUUAGAACCUCAAGCAAAAUACACACAGACGCUGAAUGGCUUGCCCACAGUGAACAGCUAUGUCACAGUACCCAGCAUCCCUCCCUACCACCCUCCCACCACCCAAGUGUCACCCUACAUGGGGUACAGCGCCACCACGUCGGCCUAUGUGACCGGUCCCACAUGGCAGCAGGGCAGUGGCAGUGCGCUAUCUCCCCACAACUGUGACAUCGCCGCCUUCCCGGCCUUCAUGGGCAUGACGGCCCACCGUGACGCCAUACAUCAAGUCACCGCCUCGGCACUGUGAAGUGACGGGAGAGAAAGGGGAAGGGAGUGAGACACGGCGAGGACAGGAGACACAGAGUCUGUCCCAUGUGGUUUCAUGCGAUCCCUAUGCCUCCUUUCAAUGAAGGACUCGGCCCCAGGACCCAUUUUUGUGCCCCUUUCUCGUCCCUGCGACACACAGUCACGCCAAAGACACACGAGGAAUAAACAGUCAUUUUUUAACAAACUUGUUUUCUGAGAGAAGAGACAGGUGUACUGAAGGACUGAUGUAAGACCGCUACUCCAUCCAUCAACACAAUUCCUCUCAGAUUCUUUACUGCACACUUCUGCAAAUGUCUUUGGGCAAAAUGGGGUAAUGUAUAACUUCAUGAGUAAGCAAUCAAAGAAGAGGGGGAAACUUUGCAUUUGUGUUUCAGGGGGCUUAAUAAUUGCUAUUGUUUUUUUUAUAUGUCUGUAUGCUUUUCUGUGUUAUGUUUUGAUAAAAGUCUUAUGGAGCAUUGUUUUCCAACUUCUCUAAAAAUGUAGCCUAUGUGAGAGCUCCAGAGAGAAGUCUUAUUUAUUAGAUUAAGGUACGUUGAAUGAAGUGCAAUUAGCCUUACAGACAGCAUGGGGAUCUCCACACACAUUUAGACAAAAUUGGCAUUGGUCUUAUGUUGGAGUGUGGAGCAUUAACAAUUGACAAAUGUUGCACAAUGAAAUUGAAUGUAUCUUAUUAAAUUGUUUGGCUGGUA